Ciona intestinalis (vase tunicate) is the source of this 4248-nucleotide messenger RNA. NCBI's taxonomy places the organism in Eukaryota, Metazoa, Chordata, Ascidiacea, Phlebobranchia, Cionidae. The record is from RefSeq and is a predicted model, not a curated record.
UAGUUUGCCAUGUAUUGCCACCAAUGACAUAGUAUUUUGCGUGAGGCAGGGAUAAGAGUUGGUUUCUUGCAGUCAGAAAGCAAAAUAAUGCCAACUAAAUGAGAAAAAUAAAGCUCGGCAAUUAAUAAUGGAAAUGUCGAAAGAUUUUAUUCAAGAAAUACCGCGUACGCCGCUCACGCGAGGUGCAUGUAACUAUUUUCCGGAUGGCGUAAAAUCGAAGAGGUACCCUUACAAAUUUGGACUUGAAAGUGAUACCCCUCCAUAUUUGCUCCGAGAUUCAAGUCCAAGAACUUCCGCUCCGCUACACCUUCUAACACGACAUCCUCCGACCGCUCAGCCUCGCUCCAGACGCAGGGAUCUGUACUCCGGAAGCGAGGAACACUUCCUAGGAUGUCGAGACCGGAACAGAAAUCUUCCUUCUACGGCUGGGGCAAUUGUUAUCAACCAAGAACCACUCGGACCAAUUGCAUUAACUCGUAACAUACACGGCUUGGAAAUGUAUUCCAGUAGCGCGUUAAUAAAAGCGGAGCGGUAUCAAUUCAACAAGCCCAGCAUAUAUAGUAAUGUGGGAAAUGAAACAAAAGAUUUGAAAUCAAAGGAUCCACCACCAGUUACUGAACCGACUCCACAAUCUUCAACAUCUCCUGUCGUCUCGGAGGACACCCCAAGUCCCCCAGCACCGGAAGAAAACACUCACCCAACUGAAGAAAUCGUUCUUCCUAAAGUUGAAGAUGUACCACCAGUUGAAGUGAUUGCCCAACCAGUAGCUACUGUUGUUGAUCGUUCUUCUUUCCAAGUAUAUGUCCGAGUUAAACCGUUAGACGAGCAGGAUUUGGCUGGAAAUCCAUCCAGCCGACUAAGAAGCAUAACCGUCAGUGGAAAUGAGAGAAUUAUACUUUCAACGCGACCCAGUGCAAAAAAAGAAAAUCACGGUAGCAAAAUAUGUUUCGACUUUGACCACGUGCUGCCAGAAUCAGCGACGCAGAAAGAUGCUUAUGACGUCACAACCCACUCGCUUGUGGAGCAAGUACUUCUAGGCUAUCAUGCAUGUCUUAUUACAUACGGAUCGGCAAGCACGGGCAAAAGUCAUUCCUUAUUCGGCAAAGCAAGCAGUGGGAAAUAUAAAGGAUUGAUAAUACGUGCUGCUGAAACAUUGUUGCAUUCUAUCGAGAAGGAAACCGUAGAAAACAUCAAAUGCAAGUUGACAAUGUCUUUCAUCCAAGUUUACAACGAAAAGUUCUACGAUAUUUUGGACCCUUCUGCUACGGACAACAUACGGUUUCACGAGUUUGCCGAUGCGUCACCGCUUGAGGGGGUGACAGAGAUGCCAGUUCAGACGGUAGAUGACGUAACGAAGCAACUGCGACGAAAUCCGAACCGAGUGCGAGAUGCUGGCCGCAGUCACACAGUCUUCACUCUUCAUUACAAAAAGGAAGAAACAGACUUUGAAAAGAACACCAUCCAGGUGACCGAUGGAAGACUGGAGUUCGCCGAUUUGGUCGGAGUUAACCGGUCGACAAAGCACUCAACACAUGACGUUAGCGGGAAUAGCGCAAACGCAAAGGCGAACAAAUCACUACAAGUUUUCGGAAACGUCGUUUUAACUUUGGCCGAAUCUUCGCCACAAUCAACGCCAUACAAGGAUUCAAAGCUGACUCGUUUACUGCGUGAAGCUUUGGGUGGAAACUGCAUUACUCGUCUACUGGUUGCUGCUUCACCUUGUCCCAACUUAACUCAUGAAACUUUCUGCUGUUUGCAAUUCGCUCAGCGGGCUAUGACAGUGGUUAACCAUCCAGAAGCACAUAUUUCGUUCAAAGAAAUUCCAAUACAGAUGCCUGAAGUUCCUGGUAUUGACACUGGGGAAAAUACUGACUCCGUCCAGAUUGAAUCCAACACUUCAACAUCGCUUCCUCCAAUCAACUUGAAAUCAGGAUUCGCAACUCCAGAUCUUCCGGAUGCGGCAAAAGAGAAAAAAAGACCAUCUAAAGAUGAUCGGGAGAAAGAUAGCUCUAAAAAGAAGAAAAAGGGGAAAGGGAAGGCUUCCAUUGAAGUCCCGAUGACCGAAGGUGAAAAUUCAGGUUCACCACCUUUGUACUGGCAAAUUAACAAAGAUGGAACUAACAUUGUGUCCGGAGGUAAAGUACUCACUCUUCCCCAUAUAGACACACCGGAUGUUGCUCGUAAAGAUACAACUUCAUUAUCUGAUCUCGCAACUCUUGAGGCUGUGACUAAAUCUCGACAAAAAAACAUUGGCAAGCGGCAACAAACCAACGAAAUUACUGAUACUUCCAAAAUUUCAACAGAACAUGGUAGCUCUAGAUCCCCUACCCCACCGAAGGAAGCCUUUUCUAAAGUAAUUGAUGGAAGGCAGAGAAAUUCUGUUCCUGUUGCUCUUAGAAAAGAUGAAAGAAAGGAAGCGUUUGGUCUUCCUCCAAACUCCAGGAGUCCGCACCUUUUAAACGGAAGAAGCAACUCCCAGAUGAAGUUGAGUCGUCCUUCAUCAUCAUCUUCCACAUCAGAGUCUUCAGGAUGUUGCUCCAAGUGUAUCGAGCGAGAAGACAAGAUAAAGAACGAUUAUGAUCGGAUGAUUCUGUUUUCUAAGAAAGAUAGGGAUGCAAAACAAGCAAAGAUUACACAACUUGAACAACUAUUGGUUAAGAUUCAAAAUGAAACUGCACCAUUAUCAGAAUUCCAAGCAUUACGUGAAAAUAAAGUAAAAGAUCGCCAGCGAAUUGAGAAACUACUGGGUGAGCAGGCACGACUUGAGGCUUUGUUGGAAGGUUGUAAAAGUAAAAUGUCGCAGAUGGUUAGUUUGACUGAGGUUGCUAACCUACAAGAAUUAAGACGUAAAGAAAGUAAUGUUAUGGAAGUGCAAAAGAAAAAGAUUGAAGAACUAAGUAAGAAUUUACAAGAACAAACCAAGGGGGCCACUUUAAUGUUAGCCAAGAAAACUGAACAAAUUUCGCAACUACAAGCGGAUUUGAAAAAGUUAAAAAGUGAAACUAAGACAAAGGAACUUGAAGCAAAAUCUGCAUUCAGUGACUGCCAGAGUAAUUUAAACAAAUCGAACUUGGAGCGAGAAAAAGUGACGGUUAAAUAUGAGAAUGCUGCAAGAGAAACAAGCAUUAAGUUAAAGUCUGCACUAAAGGAAGUGGAAACGUUAAAAAAUGAACUUAAUAAGAAUAAGUUGGUUGAAAAACAACAACUUACUGGAUCGACACAGGCUACUGCUGCAGUUGUGCUCGCCACAUCUAAGUCAGAUACAGAGUUAAUGAAAGGGAAUGUAAAAAAAUCGUUUGCUGAAGUUGGUAUCAACACAGAAGAUUAUAGAGACCGAUUAAGUGGUCUUGCAUAUUAUGUUCAUUGUUUAAAAUGUGCGGCAACUCGUGCUAUGGAGUCUGGGGAGUUGGGGGAUGCCCCUGAUGUGAGAGAUGCUGAGCUAAGUAUCCUUUUAACGCAGGAUGCGAAAAAUCGAGAAGUUCUUAUACAGUUGAAAAGGGAAAGAAAUCUUUUGCGAGACGUCAUGAAAAUAAUGUACUGCCGACAAUGGUUCACAGAAGAGGGAAAACCCCAUGUAAAACGGACAUUGCGGCGAGUAGGAAUUGACACAAGAGAAUUAAAAAUAUUACAAGCCCUUCCUGUUUAAAAUUUGUAUCUGAAUAAAAAUGAUUAUAACUUAUUUGACAGGCAACUACAGUCGUUAUAACAUGGGUGUUCUUUUGUAUACCCAUGGAGUUACCACACUUUGUGUGUGAACUUGUAGUGGUUUUGUAUUUACUGCAGUGCUUCCUUAUUUAUUUAAAUCACAUUUAAACAGAAUUACUUUUUCUGCAACAUUUUGAUCAUAUGGUAUCACCUAACACAUUUAUUUUAUUCACUUUCUGAUAUGAAAGUUGUGUAUUUACAAAAAUUGUAAAUUUCUAUUUUUGGUUCUACAUGUUUGUGCCCAUUUUUAAAACCUAACAGUUAGAGAACACAAGUUUAUACUAAAAAACUAUUGAAACAAUAUACACUAUUUAAUAAUUAUGUUUAAUACAAUGUUCAAUUUGUUUUUAAAGUUCAGUUUUUGGCUGUAAUUUUUAUGUUAAAUUACUUUUUAUUUUUUUGUUCUUUUUUAAGAGUUACUGUUGAAAAUUAAGUUACCACUGUGUCACAAUAUACAUUUGUUUAUUAUAACUUGUUGCACAAAUACAAUUUAAACGUAUUUAAUAUACUCUGGUCAUUGAAAUACAUUGCAUCAUUGUCAAA